GCUCCUUCAAUCCUCAGCAUUUCUCUUCCUCGUGUCCUAGAUUCAAUACAGCAGAGUCACUUUCUCCUAAAAAAGCAUGUCAUCUUAACACCACCCAGUGCUGUUUCAGAUAAACGCACAAUUUAGGGAAGCCGGCAACUUUGAAUCUACCUCAUUUGUAUGGAUGAAGUCAAUCUGCUGUCAUCUUCAAAGAAGAUCUCUCCCUUUCCUCCUGCUCUAAUCGUGGUUCAGGGCGGAUGAUGGAGUGAUGUGUCCCAGGUCAUAGGGGUCUGUGUUGGGUCUUGAUUUUUGAAAGCUGGGUCAGCUCUCAAUCUGGUUCUCGUCAGGCUUUGGAGCAGGAACUGGAGGAGUUUGAUCUGAUCUGCUCAAAGAAGUGUGCGUAUGUUUUUGGGACCAGGCGCAAUGGGUUGCACAGCGAGUGUAAUCCUGUUUGAAGGACUGCGGCGUGUUUUGCACAGUAACUGUGGAUAUGUGUGCAAACCAGAGCCUGAGACAUCAGAAGCAACAGAAGAAGAGGAUUCACUCAGUUGCAGAGAUUCACUGACAAUCGCAACGUUGCCAGCUGCAGCUUUGGUCAAACCGAAGGUGAUCGAGCCGUUGGACUAUGAAAAUGUUCUUGUGCAAAGAAAGACACAGAUACUUAGUGAUGUCCUCCGAGACAUGCUGCAGUUUCCUAUUGAUGACUUUCAGAUAUCCACUUUGAAGCGUCAGGGCAGAACUCUGUAUUCGUCUGUACCAGAUGGGGCAGAAAAGAGAGCCAGCAGCCUGCUCGUCCAGGAGAGCAUCAAGACCUAUAACUCUGACUGGCAUGUGGUGACCUACAAAUAUGAGGAUUAUUCUGGAGACUUUCGCCAACUUCCAAAUAAAGUUCCUCGGCCAGAUAAGCUAGCCAAUCACGUGUUUGAGGUCGAUGAAGAUGCAGAUAAAGAGGAGGAUGCUGCCUCAUUGGGCUCUCAAAAAGGUGGCGUGUCUAAGCACGGCUGGCUACAUAAGGCAAACAUGAACAGUGCCAUCAGUGUUACAAUGAGGUCUUUUAAGAGAAGGUAUUUUCACCUGACCCAGCUAGGAGAUGGAUCGUACAACUUAAACUUCUACAAAGAUGAGAAAAUAUCCAAAGAACCCAAAGGAACCAUUUUUCUGGACUCCUGCAUGGGUGUCAUCCAGAACAGUAAAGUGCGACGUUUCGCAUUCGAGCUGAAGAUGCAGGAUAAAAGCACUUAUCUUCUGGCUGCAGACAGCGAGGGAGAGAUGGAUGAUUGGAUCAGCAUCCUCAACAAGAUCCUCCACAGCAGCUUUGAGAUCGCCAUGCAGGAGAGGAGGAACGGCGAGCUCCACGAAGACGAUGAGAUGGGAAAGACAGACCACGUGCCGGGGAAUUUUCAGGACAGUUUUCAGAGUGCGAGAGACAUCGAGUCCAAGAUGAGAAGUGAAACUCGUCUUAAGCUUUUUACACUGGACCCUGACACACAGAGACUAGAUUUGUCUGGCAUCGAGCCUGACGUGAAACAGUUCGAGGAGAAGUUUGGAAAGAGAGUUCUGGUCAACUGCAAUGACCUGUCCUUCAACCUUCAGAGCUGCAUAGCAGAGAAUGAGGAGGGACCUACUACCAAUGUGGAGCCCUUCUUCGUGGUCCUUUCACUGUUUGAUGUCCAGAACAGCCGAAAAAUAUCUGCAGAUUUUCAUGUGGAUCUUAACCAUCCGCUGGUCCGAUCCAUGAUCCCUCCACUGAGUGCGCAGAUUAACGGAGGGGUGGACGCACCUCAUGUGGAAACACCUCUCAUUGAACUGCCAGAGAGGGCACUGCAGUACCCAAGAAAAGGUGUCUUCUCUGUAACUUGUCCUCACCCCGACAUCUUUCUGGUUGCACGGAUCGAGAAAGUCCUGCAGGGAGGCAUCACCCACUGCGCUGAACCCUACAUGAAGAACUCCGACUCCAGCAAGGUUGCUCAGAAGGUUCUGAAGAAUGCCAAGCUGGCCUGCAGCAGACUGGGCCAGUACAGGAUGCCUUUCGCAUGGGCGGCCCGGCCCGUGUUUAAAGACGCUUCAGGAACUCUGGAUAAAAGCGCUCGCUUCUCCGCGCUGUACCGGCAGGACGGUAAUAAACUCUCCGAGGAGGAUCUCUUCAAACUUCUGGCGGAUUUCAGGAAACCUGAGAAGAUGGCCAAACUACCUGUCAUCUUGGGCAACCUGGAUGUGACCCUUGAUAAUGUUCCCCCUGAUAUGGCUAAUUGUGUCACUCCAUCCUAUAUCCCGGUGAGGCCGUUUGAGAACGAUGGACAGAGCGACGGUGUCGUGACAGAGGUGGAGGAGUUUGUUCCCUGUAUUGCCAAGUGCUCUCAACCCUUCACCACCUACAACAAUCAUCUCUACGUUUAUCCCAAGCACCUCAAAUAUGACAACCAGAAGUCUUUCGCCAAGGCGAGGAACAUUGCGGUGUGUGUGGAAUUCAGAGAGUCGGAUGAAGAGAACGCACAACCUCUGAAGUGUAUCUAUGGUCAUCCAGGAGGUCCCCUCUUUACCAAACAUGCCUACGCUGCUGUUCUGCACCACCAGCACAACCCAGAGUUUUAUGAUGAGAUUAAAAUCGAGUUGCCCACACAGCUCCACGAGAAGCACCACCUGCUCUUCACGUUUUACCACAUCAGUUGUGAUAGCAGCACCAAGAAACGGGAUGUAGUGGAGACCCCAGUUGGCUCUGCGUGGCUUCCUCUGCUUAAAGAUGGUCGUGUUGUUAUGAGUGAACAAAACAUCUCAGUGGCCUCUAACUUACCAAGUGGUUACCUCAGCUGCCAGGAGGGCGUAAGCAAGCACUCCAGUCCUGAGAUAAAGUGGGUAGAUGGAGGGCGUCCUCUCUUCAGAAUGUCCACACAUCUGGUCUCUACCAUAUACACUCAGGACCAGCACCUGCACAACUUCUUUUAUCAUUGCAAGAAUAUUCAGUUUGCUGCCCCGCAUCCAGCUGAUGGAGAGCUUGUCAAAUAUCUCAAGAGUCUUCACGCCAUGGAAGGUCACGUGAUGAUCAACUUCCUGCCGACUAUUUUAAACCAACUGGUUCAUGUUCUGACCAGCGCCAGUAAUGAAGAUGUGGCCGUAAACACCACCAAGGUCAUGGUUCACAUAGUUGCCCAGUGCCAUGAGGAGGGUCUGGAGCAUUAUCUGAGAUCGUAUGUCAAGUACGUGUUUAAAACAGAGUCCUUCUCAAACGGUAGCAAUAAGACAGUGCAUGAAGAGUUGGCCAAAGCUAUGACUUCCAUCUUAAAGCCUUCGACUGAUUUCUUAACCAGCAACAAGCUUUUAAAGUAUUCAUGGUAUUUUUUCGAAGCCUUGGUAAAGUCGAUGGCUCAGUACCUGAUGGAGAGCGGCAAGGUGAAGCUAUCCAGGAAUCAGCGGUUCACGGCAUCGUUCCAUCAUGCGGUGGAGACGCUGGUGAAUAUGCUGAUGCCCCACAUCACACAGAAGUAUAAGGACAACCUGGAUGCCGCCCGCAAUGCCAACCACAGCCUGGCUGUGUUUAUAAAGCGCUGUUUUACCUUUAUGGAUCGGGGAUUCGUCUUUAAACUGAUAAACAAUUACAUCACCUGUUUCAUGCCUGGGGAUCCCAAGACGCUGUACGAAUUUAAGUUUGAAUUUCUGCGGGUGGUGUGUAACCACGAACACUACAUCCCCCUUAACCUCCCCAUGCCUUUCGGAAAGGGUCGUAUUCAGAGGUUCCAAGAUUUGCAGUUGGACUACUCGUUGACCGAUGAUUUCUGCAGGAAUCACUUUCUGGUCGGCUUACUAUUAAGGGAAGUGUGCGGAGCCCUUCAGGAGUUUGGAGAAGUCCGUCAGAUCUCCAUUCAAGUGCUGAAGAGUCUGAUGAUAAAACACGCAUUUGAUGACCGAUACGCCUCCAAGAGUCAGCAAGCCAGGCUGGCGACACUCUAUCUACCGUUGUUUGGGUUGCUACAGGAGAACGUUCACAGAGUCAAUGUGAGAGACACGUCUCAAUUAAGCGCCAACCAGAAUGGACGAGAUGACCCCACUGCAACUCCCCAAAAGCCUGUGGGUAACCUUGACAACAGCCUUCAUAAAGAUGUGUUUGGGGUCAUCUCAGGAACCGCGUCUCCUCAUACCUCAACGCCCAACAUCGGCUCUGUGCGGCACGCUGAUUCCCGAGGGUCCUUGAUCAGCACUGAUUCGGGAAACAGCCUCCAUGAGAAGACCAGCGAGAAAAACAGCUCCAUGGAUAAGGUAGAGAAGACUCAGUCAGCUUCUGCACUUGGCAGCUCAAUGCUACGCUGUGAUAAACUGGACAGAGAAGAAAUCAAAAACCUGCUAAUGUGUUUCCUCCAUGUUUUGAAGAGCAUGUCUGAGGAUGCUUUAUUUACAUACUGGAACAAAGCCACAACCUCUGAACUGAUGGACUUUUUCACUUUAGUAGAAGUGUGUCUGCAUCAGUUCAGGUAUAUGGGCAAAAGAUUCAUUGCCAGAAGCCAGGAGGGGGUGGGGUUUUUGGCUCCGGACAGGAAGUCUUUGACUCUUCCUGUCUCUCGUAACAGAGGGAGCGUCGUGCACACGCGCUUACACCAGCUGGGCAACCUGGAGAACGCACACACUUUUAACCACACAUAUAGCUAUGGUGAUGCUGACGCGUGUCUCCUGGAGGCUAACGUCUCAACGGAGGUCUGCCUGACUGUGCUGGACACACUCAGCGUCUUCAUCAUGGGCUUUAAGACCCAGCUGUGUGCCGAUAUGGGCCAUAACCCGCUGAUGAAGAAGGUUUUCCAAGUCCAUCUCUGUUUUCUUCAGAUCCCCCAGUCGGAGACGGCACUGAAGCAGGUCUUCACCUCUCUGCGCACUUUUAUUUACAAGUUUCCCUGUACGUUUUUUGACGGACGGGCAGAUAUGUGUGCCUGUCUGUGUUAUGAGAUUCUGAAGUGCUGUAAUUCUAAACUGAGCUCCAUACGUAGCGAUGCCGCACACCUGCUUUAUUUCCUCAUGAAGAGCAACUUUGAGUAUAGCGGCAGAAAGUCAUUCGUCCGGACGCACCUGCAGGUGGUGAUUGCAGUUAGUCAGCUGAUCGCUGAUGUCAUUGGGAUCGGUGGCACACGCUUCCAGCAGUCGUUGUCUAUCAUUAAUAACUGUGCCAAUAGCGACAAAAUCGUAAAGCACACUGCUUUCCCCUCCGAUGUGAAGGAUCUGACCAAGCGGAUCCGAACUGUGCUGAUGGCUACUGAGCAAAUGAAGGAACACGAGAAAGAUCCGGAGAUGUUGGUGGACCUGCAGUACAGCUUGGCCAAAUCCUACACUAGCACACCUGAACUACGCAAAACCUGGCUGGACAGCAUGGCCAAGAUCCACGUGAAGAACGGAGAUCUGUCUGAGGCUGCGAUGUGUUACGUGCAUGUGGCAGCACUGGUGGCCGAGUACCUGAAGAGAAAAGGAAUGUUUCGUCAGGGCUGCUCUGCAUUUCGUGUGAUCACACCCAACAUCGAUGAGGAGGCAGCCAUGAUGGAGGAUGUGGGCAUGCAGGACGUUCACUUUAAUGAGGAGGUGCUAAUGGAGUUGCUGGAAGCCUGUGCCGACGGUUUAUGGAAAGCUGAACGUUAUGAACUCAUUUCAGACAUCUACAAACUCAUCAUUCCCAUUUAUGAACAACGCAGGGAUUUUGAGAAACUUGCCCACCUUUAUGAGACGUUACAUCGUGCUUACACUAAAGUGAUGGAAGUGAUGCAUUCUGGGAAGAGGCUUCUUGGGACCUACUUCAGAGUGGCAUUUUUUGGCCAGGGUUUCUUUGAAGAUGAGGAUGGAAAGGAAUACAUCUAUAAAGAACCAAAAUUUACUCCUCUCUCAGAGAUCUCCCAGCGCCUCCUCAAACUUUAUUCGGACAAGUUUGGCCAAGAAAAUGUCAAAAUGAUCCAGGACUCUGGCAGGGUAAACCCUAAAGACCUAGAGGCAAAGUUUGCAUACAUCCAGGUGACGCACGUGACCCCGUACCUGGAAGAGAAGGAGCUGGAGGAGAGAAAGACAGACUUUGAGAGGAGCCACAACAUCCGGCGCUUUGUGUUCGAGACGCCGUUUACGGAGUCGGGCAAGAAACAUGGUGGUGUCGAGGAACAGUGUAAACGCAGGACUGUCCUCACUACCACUCACUGUUUCCCAUAUGUCAAGAAGAGGAUAGCAGUGAUGUAUCAGCACCACACAGACCUGAGCCCCAUCGAGGUGGCCAUAGACGAGAUGAGCGGGAAGGUUGCAGAACUACGCGCUCUUUGCGCUGCCAGUGAGGUCGACAUGAUCCGACUUCAGCUCAAAUUACAAGGGAGCGUCAGUGUACAGGUCAAUGCUGGGCCACUUACAUAUGCCAGAACGUUUCUUGAUGAUGCCUGCGCCAAAAAAUACCCAGAUAACAAAGUCAAACAGCUGAAAGAAGUCUUCAGGCAGUUUGUGGAAGCGUGUGGACAGGCGCUGGCUAUAAAUGAAAGAUUGAUCAAGGAGGACCAGCACGAAUAUCAUGAUGAGAUGAAGGCCAGCUACAAAGAUCUGGCCAGAGAGCUUUCCCAGAUCAUGCAUGAACAGAUCUUUACUGUGGAAGGCGGGACUAAGAGCGCUUUGUCUGAUUCGCUGCACAUUUUCAAUGCCAUCAGUGGCACGCCCAGCGGCACCACCCUGCAUGGCAUGCCUAGCUCCGCCUCCUCCGUGUGAUCUCUCACCCCUGGCCUUAAACCUAGAUGAAUGCAUAAAGGCAUAAAAACUACGAAAGAACAAAGAAAAAUAGUAUUUAUUCGUCACCGGGUCUUUCCUUCUCUUCUUGACUUGGACAAAGUUUACACAUUCCUGAAUGGAUUGCCUAUCGAUCAGCAUCCAGGACAAUGGGAUUGAACACGUGUGUCAUGUGCUUGGAAUGGCCAGAUGCAAUUCUCAUGUGACUUGAUGGAUUGAAGGAAGGCACAUGUUUUUCCUAAGGAUUUUUUUGCAACCAGAUUUAAGCAUUAAAAAACGGCAUUUUACUUUCACAUUCCUUCAUUUCUCUCUUCCCAUAUACUCUGUUUCUCCAAUCUUUAAAUUUGUUGCUCUGUACUGAGAGGGAGGAUGUGACAUCACUUCCUCUGACUGGAGUAAUUAUAUUAAAUAUAAAUAUUUAGUGUACCAGGAAGUUUGAGCUUUACUGUACAGAAAAUACCCACGAUCACCUGAGCCACUCAAACUUCUGAAGCUUUCCACACUUGUCCUUGUUUGUUUCCAUAGAGGUGUUAUCAUAAAUCAAGAAACAAGUGCUGUUUCUUUGUAGAAGAGUGCAAUAAUAUUUUAUUUUGUCCUGCUUUUGUUUUCUUAAGAUCUCUUGCCAAAGUGGGAAGGGUAGAUGUGAAAUACAAUAUAUACCGUACACUGAAAAAAAAAGAUUUAUUCAAUUUACUCAAAUUUUUUAAGGUAAGUCAUUGCAAUUAAUUUAUUUAAGCUACAUUUAAACAAAAGUUUUUUAUUUUAUUUUAUUUUUCUAAUUUUUUGUUUAAAUGUAGCUUAAAUAAAUUGAUUGCAACCUACCUUAAAAAUAUUGAGUACAUUGAAUGAAUCUUUUUUUUUCAGUGGACAAAAGACAUGAACAAAUUUUUAUAGCCUUUCUGUAAUGUUUGUUUUAAUGUUCAUGUAAAUUGUUUUAUACAUAUAUUGGUUUUAAAUAUGCGGGGGGUAUUUUUAUUUAAAAAUGUUACCACUCUGGAAAGAUAUUCAUGUCCCCAAAUAAAAUGUAUUAUCUUA
Molecule: messenger RNA, 7734 nt
Organism: Misgurnus anguillicaudatus (oriental weatherfish)
Lineage: Eukaryota; Metazoa; Chordata; Actinopteri; Cypriniformes; Cobitidae
Source: RefSeq, a predicted model, not a curated record